This is a messenger RNA of Fulvia fulva, 3075 nucleotides long. RefSeq lists its product as uncharacterized. Gene Ontology annotation, biological process: regulation of chromosome condensation. The record is from RefSeq and is a predicted model, not a curated record. NCBI's taxonomy places the organism in Eukaryota, Fungi, Ascomycota, Dothideomycetes, Mycosphaerellales, Mycosphaerellaceae. The coding region runs from base 1 to 3075 and encodes 1024 amino acids. The transcript has a single exon.
AUGGCGACGGUGUCUCCACUUCCAUCAGCGCGUCGUCGUAAGCCAGCAACCUAUGGCAAGGCUUCCCGAAACACCAAUGCCUGGAACGUGGACUCCUUCGGUGGCUUGAGUGAGGAUGAGACGCCGGUCAAGAAAUCUGCCACUUCGCGGACCACGACAGUAACAGAGAGCUGGCCAGUACGGAAACAGGGUUCAGCGCCGCCUACACCCGAGCCUGCGAAGCAACGAGCGAAGAAGCAGGACGCUUUCGAUGUACCUUCCUCAGAUGACGAGGCUGAGACUUAUGUCAUGCGAUUAUCACCGCCGGAGCAUCUCGUCAAACGCAAGCUGAUCAGUGCGGCUCCAGAACAGGAGGCAGAGCUAGCACCAUGGGAGAAGCGCAAAGAACAAGCCACUGGGCAAGAUGAUGCUUCAACCACACGACGGAGGAAGAUUGACCAGGCGUCACCUGAUGCACAGCUGCAGGCAGAGAUCGCAAAGGCGUUACAGCAAGAGGAAGAGAAGCGGGCAAAAGACGUCGACCUGCCAGCGCGACUAAAGCAUACCAUACCUAAAGACGCUGCUCCGGGCCCGGGGAGAGUAUCCAGUCCUAUUGCACAAGGGGCUGCCGCGAAGCUCCAAGCCAAGAAGCUGCUCAAUAGUGGCGAAGUCGCACCUCAGCUUGCAGUAGAAAGCUACAAAAGGCCAGGAAAUGACACCGGCGACUCCAGUAACAUUCCACGCAAGAGACUACGUCCUACUGAACCUGAUGCGCCUACGAACGAGGAUACGGAUAUGGCUGAGAUAGACCCAACGCCAUCGUGCGAGACUUCAAUAACCCGGAAACCAGGACAGAUUGUCUUCGACCUGCUAGACUCUAGCGAAGAUGAGGCUGCUCGUGCCAGACCAAGUCCUAUCAGCAGCUCCGCUAUCAAGCGCAAAGAUCGCCGUGGUAAAUUGGUCGCAUACGCGCGAUCAUCUCCUCACAAAAUGACAUCUGCGCCGGCACGUCUCAGUAACAUGCUUCCGCCAGACAGCGAAACUAGCGGAACCUCCUCCAGCCGCUCUCCUUCGGUGGCCACCAGCCGGCCUACGACCCCGAAGAAGGCAACGAGCUCAAGCAAAGCCUCUACACCGGACACCAUGAUGAAAGCGAGUGGCAGCAUGACACCAAAGCAAGUACGGCUGUGGACAAAUUUGUUGUCCAAUGAGAACGCGGCACCCUCGCCAAGUGCACUUCCCAUGGAGGACUUGCGAUUACAUACUGUGCGAGCCAAGAAGACUACGACUCCAAUCACAAGCACGCGCACCUUGACAAAAUCCAGCUCAGACGUCGGACACAGGCGCACUCGACUCGUCGAUCUACUUAAAGCUUCAGCGCCUAGUUCGGAGAACGAAUCGUCAGACGAGAAAGAUGAAGACACAAGUACUGACGAUGUUGACAUGGCGGAUAGCGGGGCAGAUGAGCCAGAUGACGAGCCAGUGGCAGCGUCUCAACAAUCGCAGAGCCAAAGCCAAGGUGCCAACAAGAUUACGUAUGCACGAGUACGGUCUUAUCUGCCAGAAGAUAGUCUGGAGGCCAGCUUGAUGCUCGAUCUUCCUGCGCAAUCGCCUGACAAGGCUGCGCUGUCACGGCGACCUACUGAGAGAUCCAACAGGCAGUCCCAGAAGUCUGAGUUUGACAUGGAUGAGAGCGACGAUGAAGCGGCCGCUGGUCGUCUGCGUACUGUACACGAGCUCCGCGCCACGGGCACGAAUCAACGGUUUAUGGAUGAUACUGCUGGUCUGUUGGAUGACAUUUCUAAUCACCAGGCGUCUGCACGAAGCCGAAGACGGAGUGCAAUGGUCGAGCUGGCCCGUAAGCUUUUCGAGAAGCACUUCACGGAGAAGUUUGUCAGGCAGAGUUUUGAGCGCCAACUGCUCGCAGAAUGUGAUGCUGCGCCCGAUCUCGUCACUGACUUCGCACUGAGCGCAGCAUUUGUUGCAAUAAUGAUCAACGAGCCGCCUGAUCAUGUGGUCGAAACUAUGAAGUCGGCCGGCUUGCUGUCCUGGCUGGGCCGCUUUCUUGCCAUGCGCACAAAUAUACAGAAGGCCACACGAGACAGGCAAAACAACAUGUCAAGGUCCGCGCAGGCCACAUAUACUGACUUUGUCUCAACGAUUGCAACGAGCGAUGCAAUAUGGGGCGGUCACCAGCCCAGCACUUUGAGUCCGCGCACACUUGCUCUCAAAGCCCAUGAUCAACUCGUCCGUCUACUGCGACGCACAGGCGACAGGUCAGAGCUGAUUUCUGUGGACGACAUUCGAGCACUCCUGCCGAAUGACCAGGAAAUCGAGGUACUGCCGGACGCAAACGCGCUGGCUGAGGUGGUCGUUGCUGUCUCGACCCUGGAGAGCCUCUCUACCACGGCGCUGGCGCUGGCAUGGCCAUCCGACAUCCUGGAGCGCAUCAGAACGCUGCUGGUCUCAGCACAGCUUGGGCCCGACAGUGCUCAACACGUCCAUUUCUUGACUCUGCGGCUUUGCCUGAAUCUGACGAACGACAAUGUGCGCAACUGCAAGUCUUUGUCAAAGCAGCCAACAGUGCGGUGCCUGCUGCGUACCAUCGAUGAAGGCUUUCCCCGAUUGGACGCGGCAUCAUCUGAAGAGCAGCGAACCAUUGACUUGGACUUGCUUGUGCUUUCGAUGGGCGUGCUGAUCAACUUGACAGAGCACAGCGAAAGUGCUCGAAGACACGCGGCGACGGGAGAUGUUUCGCCACUGUUGGCGGCUUUGGUGGACGUCUUCCUGCACGGCCAAAAGGUGCUGCUGGAGGCCGAGACGGUGGAACAGAGUGUAAACAACGUGGCAUAUGGGUACCUUGCCGUAGUCCUGGCCAAUUUCUGCACCAACAAGGAGGCUAAGGCGAUCAUAAGUGCCAAGCUACCGCACGGCAGGCUUGACGCAUUGGUGGAUGCAUUGACGGAGUUUGUGGCCCAUCACCAGAAAGUUGACACGCUCAAUUUUGAGGGCGAGGAAGGAAUGAGCGUAUGGAGUGCCUUCACGGAGAAGCUGAAGGCUGUGCUACUGAAGCUCAAAGCAGAGGCAGACGCGUGA